GCUAGAGAUUUUGAGUCUCUCUUGGAUGGGAUAUCUGGGUGUGGGUUGUGUUGCCUGCUGUUCCUCAUCUCUUUUUGGGCAACUGGAUAAUAUGAUGACACACUACAUGAUUCUUGUAGGGCCCAGUGGGACUUAAAAACAGAUAGGCCAACUGCCAUUCAGACCCCACCAUUCCCACAUGGCUGCACAAGCCAUGUGUAGUGGGACUUAACCAACCCAUCCCCUGCUUUCUCCUAUUUAAAAUCAGACUGAUUCCCAUAGAUUUGAAGAGAGUUAGAUUGGAAGAUUUCAAACCCCUCCUCACUUAGUCUGCAUAACACAGACAACAAACACUACCCAAUUUCUAGAUUAAGAAGAAGAUCUGGAAGUAACCAUGGAAAAGCUUGAAGAUGACUUGUUCUUUGCAGACUUAACUAGGCAAAUCUCUCUGCUAAUUAUGGAUGAUGAUGAGGACCCUGUUGCAACUUGCCCUUCAGUUUCUCUUCAGGCUUUCUCCUGUGCAAUCCAUCAUCCACCUGCACAACCUACUUCUCUGUAUGAACAAUCUCGCAGAAGAGAAACCAAAGGAACAGGGGUUUUUAUCCCCCAGUCAUCUCAGCCAAGAAGAAAGCACAGGCAGGGAAGGUUUGCGUCAUACAACACAAAAUCCCACAGAUCAUCACAAACUGAUCAUCACAAAAGGACGGUUUCCCAAGUAUCUUCUGAGUGUGCUUUUAGACCCAAAAAUGGAUGAGAUUAGAACCUCAUCAUGAAGUGUACAAUGCAAUAAAAUUUCUACAGAUGAGCCCCUUUGCCCAACAUGGGCAAGGCAAGGGUUUUAUGAUGCUACUAUUUUAUGUUAUGGUGAUGAUAUAUACAUGUAUGGCAAGGCAAGGAAAAGCUAUAUAUUUUGUUCCUUACUCUGUCAAGGGGAGGCUUACCAAAGGUUUGUACCCUUAGAAUUGUGGACAUGUAUGGGGAUUGUUAGGUUGGAUAUAGGAUGAACUUUUCUAAUUCAUUAGAUUGAUUCUAUUAAUUAAAUUGUCUUAUUCAAA
This is a messenger RNA of Prunus dulcis (almond), 1034 nucleotides long. RefSeq lists its product as uncharacterized. The transcript is spliced from 2 exons. The record is from RefSeq and is a predicted model, not a curated record. NCBI's taxonomy places the organism in Eukaryota, Viridiplantae, Streptophyta, Magnoliopsida, Rosales, Rosaceae. Bases 374 to 733 code for a protein of 119 amino acids.